AUGAGCCGAUUUAAUAAAGCGGCCUUGGAGAUCCGAGACCUUAACCCUACUGUAGCUUUGCACCACCUUACCACCGCCUUGAAACCGGGACCUUUCGCCAACAGCGUCUGUAAGAAACCCCCAACUGAUAUGGAUGAUUUGCGUCGGCGCGCCGACAAAUACAUGCAAAUGGAGGAAUUAGCUGAGUUCCAUAAUCAAGCACAGGCAGAGAUUGCCGCCAAAGCCGAUAAGCCAGCCGAGAGCAAUUAUCGGAGCCGUCCUAAAGAAAUUCCCCGCGAAAAACCAACACGAGGACCAAGGUAUUCUCAUUACACCCCAUUGAACGCCAGUCGAUCUGCUGUCCUAGAUCAGGCACUCGCUUCAGAGGUUUUGGCAGUACCAAAACGAGCGUCAACCCCUCCACGCGCCGACACAACCAAGUCCUGCAAAUAUCACCGAAACCGAGGUCACUCAACUGAGGAUUGUGCGGCUCUUAAAGAUAAAAUCGAGGACUUAAUCAAGCAAGGGCAGCUUCAACGUUUUGUCGAUCGGCCCCGCUCUCCCAGACGCGAUGAUCACCGGCAUCGUGGGGAACAACAUGGCCGAGAGAGAUCUGAUAGGCACCCUCACAGGGAACGAAGCCGGUCGAGAGACCGAAGAGAAGUCGAGCCCACAACUCAACCCCGAAGGGUCAUCAAUACUAUUACCGGUGGAUUUGCGGGCGGAGGAUCCACCUCCUCAGCACAGAAGAGACAUCUACGAGCUGUCUGA
Cajanus cajan (pigeon pea) is the source of this 750-nucleotide messenger RNA. RefSeq lists its product as uncharacterized. The record is from RefSeq and is a predicted model, not a curated record. Lineage: Eukaryota; Viridiplantae; Streptophyta; Magnoliopsida; Fabales; Fabaceae.